Sphaeramia orbicularis (orbiculate cardinalfish) is the source of this 1213-nucleotide messenger RNA. RefSeq names its product E3 ubiquitin-protein ligase RNF183. The coding region runs from base 258 to 1022 and encodes 254 amino acids. The record is from RefSeq and is a predicted model, not a curated record. Lineage: Eukaryota; Metazoa; Chordata; Actinopteri; Kurtiformes; Apogonidae. Gene Ontology annotation, biological process: protein ubiquitination. Gene Ontology annotation, molecular function: ubiquitin protein ligase activity. The transcript has 3 exons.
UUCCUUGGAUCCGUUCCACGCCUGAGACCCACAACCCAGAACCUGAUCCGGAACCCGGUCCAGAACCCGGAGCCCGCUGCAGAAACCGGAGUUUUUCCCGUCUGAGGACCUGGACCUGGACCUGGACCGGAUCAGAUCAGAUCAGGGUCCGAUCUGGACCACAUGACUCCGGUCGUGUUUGGGUGAAACCAGUGUGUCCGUCUUUGUCUUCACCCUCUGGUUCUGAGUCCUUUCCUGGUCCUCCACCUCAGUCCAUCAUGAAUCCCUACAGAAACCAGAACCCGACCCUUCUACCCGGUCUAGAUCUCCAGAGCUCAGAUCCUCAGAUCUCGGUCCAGUCUGCCGCCGUCCUCCAACGCUUCCAGACGUCCUCCAAUCAGAACCGGGCGCCGUGCUCCUCAGAACCCGCCCCAGGGUCCGAGAACCCGUAUCCGACCCCGGCGCCGGUCUGCCAGGUGUCGGUCAUCGUCCCGUCCAGGUGCUCCGAGGACCUUCCGGACCUGGAGUGUUCCGUCUGCUUCAGUCAAUUUAACAACAUCUUCCGAUGUCCCAAGAUACUCCUGUGCGGUCACACCUUCUGCCUGGAGUGUCUGGCGCGGAUCAACGUCAAGUCGGCCGAGCCCGGCGCCGUCCAGUGUCCACUGUGCCGCGGCCUCACGCCCCUGCCCACCCUCGGCCCGCCCAAGCUCACCACAGAUGCCAACGUCCUGUCCUGCCUGCCCGCCGCCAUGCAGAGGGUCUACAGCGUCCGAUUUCUGCGCAACGAGGGCAAGCUGCAGGUCAAGAGGUCUUCAGGGGACCAGCGCUCCCUGGCAUCCCUGCGGUCGGCGCGGCACUCCCUGGAUGUGGGCGUUCCCAGUUCAGCGGUCAGGGCGGGCUCUGGCGGCGUGGGCGGGGCUCUGUUCAGAUUGACGGGUCGUCCGGCCUGUAGGGCCUUCCUCCUGACCUCAGUGGUGAUGAUGAUGGUCCUGCUGCUGGGGAUCAUCAUCUUCAUCUUCACCUUCAGAGACAAGCAGGUCUGACCGGACCUGCACUUGGACCUGGACCUGGACCCAGACAUGGACCUGGAGCCGGUCUGGGUUUAGGUGGAGCCAAAUGAGCCCAGACCCAGACCCAGUUCUGUUUGGUCUGAAGGUCCAAACCCUCUGACUUUUGGUCAUGUGAUGUAAACGGGUUUGGGGGUGGAGUUGGGGGCGGAGUUUGUCCCCCUGUG